This is a messenger RNA of Sphaerulina musiva SO2202, 2044 nucleotides long. RefSeq names its product PLP-dependent transferase. The record is from RefSeq and is a predicted model, not a curated record. Gene Ontology annotation, molecular function: L-alanine:2-oxoglutarate transaminase activity; pyridoxal phosphate binding. The transcript has 3 exons. The coding region runs from base 245 to 1735 and encodes 496 amino acids. Gene Ontology annotation, biological process: biosynthetic process. Lineage: Eukaryota; Fungi; Ascomycota; Dothideomycetes; Mycosphaerellales; Mycosphaerellaceae.
ACACACACACACACACACACAUACCCGAUAUUGACCUCCUCCACGUACUACCGUGUGCUCUGGCACUAGGUACUUGCUACGCUGCUGACUGGCCCUUUUCGCCUCAGCCGCUGCGUAAGGUACAGGUAGUUAAGGUGGGUAAGGACCGUAAGGAGUUAUCAUUCUUCUCUUCUCCUAUUUGGCGCUUCGUGGUGGCGCGACUCCCUCCACAGAACUCACUGUGGCAUCCAUUGCUCCCGCCACCAUGUCUACCCGCCGCUCCUUCAGUUCGUCGACCGCAGCGCGCACUCUGAACAUCAACAACAUCAAUCCGCACGUCAAGGAGGCCAAGUAUGCCGUGCGUGGCGAGCUUGCCAUCAAGAGUGAGCAGUAUCGCACGCAGCUGGCCAAGGGCGAAGGCAGCAGCCUGCCCUUCGAUUCGGUCAUCAGCGCCAACAUCGGCAACCCGCAGCAGCUGGACCAGAAGCCCAUCACCUUUUUCCGCCAGGUGGCCAGCUUGGUCGAGAACCCACUGCUUCUCGAGCACGGCGAUGUAUUGCAAAAGAGCCUGGGCUACAAGAGCGAUGCCAUUGAUCGCGCGAAGAAGCUGCUGAAGGACGUGAAGAGCGUGGGUGCAUACUCCCAGUCUCAAGGGGCCCCAGGCAUUCGCAAGAGUGUUGCCGACUUCAUCGAGAGGCGCGAUGGCUAUUCCGCAGAUCCAGACAACAUCUACCUGUGCGCUGGCGCUAGCGCUGGCGUCAAUGCGCUCAUGAACGUAAUGCUCGACGGCCCCAAGACUGGCGUGCUGGUUCCCAUUCCGCAGUACCCACUGUACACUGCCACCCUCAGUCUCCUCGAUGGCCAGGCUGUUCCAUACUACUUGAACGAGGAGUCACAGUGGAGUACUGAUGUUGACGGCAUGCGCUCAGCACUUAAGGAGGCCCGCAAGAACGGUAUUGAUGUGCGAGCCGUCGUGGUCAUCAAUCCCGGGAAUCCAACUGGCGGUUCUCUAGAUGCAGACAACAUCAAGUCAGUGCUGCAACUCGCUGCGGAUGAGAAGCUGGUCGUACUUGCGGAUGAGGUUUACCAGACAAAUGUGUUCGAAGGUGAAUUUACGAGCUUCAAGAAAUGCUUGCGCGAACUCCAAGAAAGCAAGCUGAACGAGAAUGCCAAAUUUGAUUGCCUUGAGCUGGCCAGCUUGCACAGUGUCAGCAAAGGCAUGGUUGGAGAGUGCGGCCACCGUGGUGGCUACUACGAGAUGGUUGGCUUUGAUCCAGAAGUGGUGGCGCAGAUUUACAAAUUUGUGAGCAUUAUGCUCUGUCCGCCAGUGGUUGGUCAAUGCAUUGUGGAGAUGAUGGUCAACCCCCCAAAGGAGGGCGAGCCAUCUUACGACCUGUACCGCCACGAGUACGACGCAAUCUACAACAACCUCUACGAACGAGCGCAGGCACUGUACAAGGCUUUCAAAGAGAUGGAAGGGGUUGAGUGCCAGUCUCCACAAGGGAGCAUGUAUCUCUACCCAACCAUCAACUUGCCGCAAAAGGCUCACGAAGCGGCGAAGAAAGCCGGCAAGAACCCUGACGACUUCUACUGUCUUGAGCUGCUUGAUGCUACCGGCGUGUGCAUUGUGCCAGGCUCGGGCUUCGGACAACGAGAAGGCACUCUGCACUUCCGGACGACCUUCCUGGCUCCUGGCACCGACUGGGUUUCCCGCAUUACAGCAUUCCACAGUGGCUUCAUGGACAAGUAUCGGUGAGCAUCGUCCACGAUCGACUACCACAAGGACGACACAUGUGGAUGGCGCUGUCACACGCAGCUCGUUCGCAUGAUGAAUGUGAUCGCAGGUAUUUCUGCACCCAGGCACUGUGGAGGCCGAAGGCACAAUGGAGAGUUGUGAGGGAUUAGCGAAAUAACGUAACGCGCAUAUGAAUGCAAUGAAAUUCCCAUGGCGCAGCACCCGUGUACAUGUCACAUUUAUUUCACACCGAUCCAUAUCAUUGACUUUGUCCUCGAUCACAUGGGUGGAAGCAGCAUAUAUACGCGAAUCAAUAACGAUUGAAAGCAC